CGGAAGUACAAUCUGUAGUUCGAACAACAACCCUAGAGCGAAAUGCGUCAUCUGGCGGACUUUUGCCGGCAAAUGAGCGGGGAGCUCUGGUGCAGGCAACAUGGAGGGAAGUUGAACAUUGUUCAUUUGCAUAUACUACCCACAUUGUAAUGAUACAAAGCUGGUUGAAAAUCGGCAAAGUUUCCCUUUUUAAGACAAAAUUUACAAUGGGAGAUGGAGAAAAGAAACAAAUCCUCACAUUUAAGAAGCUGGAACCAGCAAUUGUUUGACAUUUUUGCUUGAAAAACUACUUAAACAAUUAAUCGGUUAGCGAAAUAGUUCACAAUUAUAUUUCGUUAUGAUUGACUAAUUGAGUAAUUGAUCAUUUCCGCUCUAAUCAGUUUUUUUUUCUUUUCUGUCCAUUAUGGGUGGGUAGCUAUUUUAUCAAUGUUGGCUUCUGAAGAGAUGUUCUAAAUGCAUUUUUAAAAGGUGAAGAAAAAAAAAGGCUCCUGUAUGUUUACAGAUUAUUUUUUAUGUUGCUCGGCCUCUGUGGUCGAGUUGCUUGGCAGAGAACUCUGACACACAUGAGAGUUGACACACACAUUGUAUUUACACAAUAAUAUCUGAUUAGGGAGUCUUUUUUUUUUUUUUUUUUCCUGGUCUAUAGGUUUGCACACAAAUAUACCACUCUAGCAGUCUUUUCAGGUAGCCUGCACUGUCAAGUGUAUUUACACAUGGAAUUGAAAUUAAUGGGGGGGAAAUACAUUCUAUACAACAAAAUUAUACAUUGGAAAAACAGGCAUACAAUUAAGACUAAAGACAUUAAGUCGGACAUAUUGAUAUAAGCUGUAUAAAAACUUCUCUAAAAUUAACAUUUGGCAACAAUUCAGCCUGUCUCAUAUAGUGAAGUCCACUUUGUCGAUUUUCAACCCAUUUCUAUGUAUUGGUCCUAAUAUGAUGUGCUAAUGCACCUUUACCCUUAUCAAUAUUUUCUGUAUUUUGUCAGAAACCUAGGAAAAUGGCAAUUUCUUUCUGAUAUUUGGCCUGUGAUUGUAUUAUUAGAUGUAUUUCUUCAAGUUGAAGAAAGUAUUGACAACUCCACUGAUGUAUCUAAGCAUGUCAAUAAGGAUUACCUCACAUUUCUGAUGUGUGAUUCUGCUCUCAGAUCUCACACCAGUCGCCUACUAGCCAUCUUAAUAUCUAAAGGCAUCUCACAUAACCUGAUAUAAGUUUAUUCUUGAUGUAAGCUGGAAUUGACAAUUCUGCUUGUUUGACCAGUAACUACAAGCCCAUAUACUGUAUCCAUGCAUGGAUAUUGGCACUCAGCUAGUACCCAUGCAUAGAUGUCACCACUGGUGCAUAACUCCUAUCACCUUACAACGUCAAAAAAUCAGAGCUAUCCCUUUAAUGACAGGAUUUCAGAUAAUUGCUUAUUGUCAGUGUAGCUGAAAAGACAUCCCAAAUGCAAACAAAGUUUCUAAGUGCUAUAUACAAAUAUAAUUACCAAUUGUUGUGACAUAAUAACCUAAUUAAACACCUGUGUUGUGGUCAGUGUAUCAACAUUGCUGCCCGGUCUUGCAGUUGCAUCACUGCAGUUAGCUGUGUCCCUGUGCGCUGUGUCGUUCUUAGUUGUAUCAGUAUCAGCUGCAUGUGAAGUGAUGUUCCAACAAUGCCGAUAGUGGAUAAACUCAAGGAGGCAUUAAAACCUGGUCGAAAGGAGACGGGUGAUGAGGGCGACCUCAACAAACUGUUGGCCUCUUCUGCCAAGAAGGUCCUGUUGCAGAAGAUAGAGUUUGAGCCUGCCAGCAAGGGUUUCUCCUAUCAACUGGACACCCUGAAGAACAAGUAUGUGAUCCUCAAUCCCAGGAAUGAGGGCGCUACGGGCCAGAAGGCCAUAGAGCCUGCCCAAAUAAAGAGGCAAGUCUCAGAGAACGUGGUUGGCGGCCAGAGCGAUGGGAUCCCUGCCCCACAGAAGAUGCUCUUUCCAGGGAACAAGCUUACCCUUAAAUGGGAGCGUGUGUACAGGGUGGGAGCCGGUCUCCACAACCUAGGGAACACCUGCUUCCUCAACUCCACAGUGCAGUGUCUCACCUACACCCCGCCACUUGCCAACUACUUACUCUCAAAGGAGCACAGCCGUGCCUGUCACCAGUCAGGCUUUUGUAUGAUCUGUAUAAUGCAGAACCAUAUCAUCCAAGCUUUUGCCAACACAGGCAAUGCCAUCAAGCCUGUCUCCUUCAUCAGAGACCUGAAAAAAAUUGCCAGACAUUUUCGCUUUGGAAGCCAGGAGGACGCCCAUGAAUUUUUGCGGUACACCAUCGAUGCCAUGCAGAAAGCCUGUCUCAAUGGCUACCCUAAGCUUGAUAGGCAGACCCAGGCCACAACACUGGUUCACCAGAUCUUUGGAGGGUACCUCAGGUCAAGAGUGAAAUGCUCUAUUUGUAAAAGUGUGUCCGACACAUAUGACCCUUACCUGGACAUCGCUGUGGAGAUUCGGCAAGCAGCAAACAUUGUGCGAGCCCUGGAACUGUUUGUUAAACCAGACGUACUAAGUGGAGAGAAUGCCUACAUGUGUGCCAAGUGCAAAAAGAAAGUGCCAGCGACCAAGCGUUUCACAGUCCAUCGAACAUCUAAUGUACUGACGGUUUCACUGAAGAGGUUUGCCAACUUCAGCGGAGGAAAGAUAACAAAGGAUGUUGGUUACCCAGAAUUUCUGAACAUUCGCCCCUACAUGUCUCAGAGCUCAGGCGAUCCUGUUAUGUACGGCCUCUAUGCUGUUCUGGUGCACUCUGGCUACAGUUGUCACGCUGGCCACUACUACUGCUAUGUCAAGGCAAGCAACGGACAAUGGUACCAAAUGAAUGAUUCAAUGGUGCACUCUAGUAACAUCAAAGUGGUCUUGAACCAGCAGGCUUAUGUGCUUUUCUACCUGAGGAUCUCUGAAACCAAGAAGAAUGCAGAUGGACAGACCUCAAAGCAGGGGAUGUUGCAUCCUGUCAAGAACAGUGUUUCGUCUGAACAGAUAAAGAGGGCCAACCUGAACGGGCCGCUCUCCUCCCCGCAGGUCACAAAGAAACUCGAGCCUGCACAACUGCGUAAGAUCCAGUCCAUGGAUGGUGGUUUGGGCUUGCCCAUUUCCAGGAACGGUGUGAGCUCGCAGCCACAGCCCAGACUUUCCAACUGGACGUCAUCCUCCAAUGGCCCACCGAAGCUGCCAGGUGGUCCCACGGUUAUCGAGGAACCUUUCAAGAAGCUGAAGAAACCCUCUCCCCAGAAGCAAGUGCAGUCCCGCAGCAGCACUCCGACUCCUUUCAACAACGGGUUGAGUAGGACGGAGGCAGAUAAAAAGCAAGGUGGCGAGGGCAGAGGCAUGGCAGCGUCUACCUCAUUUAAGUCUUUGUCUGACUCUUCCUCUGCCGACACCACUGAUUCAAAGGACUCCGUGGGUACCAAAAGUGCGCCAGUAGGAGGGACUCCCUCCACCCCACGGAAAGGCUCUAAUGGCUUGGCGUCUCCAGCCAGGAGCGUGGAGCGCUCUCAGAGCACAGAGGAGCAGAAGACGGCGAAAAUAAAAACCCCGGCCCUCAACAACAUCACGUCUGAAGCCACCAGCACCAUGUCACCUCCACCUGCCAAGAAACUGGCCCUGUCAGCCAAGAAGGCUCGCAGCCGGAAUCCGAGCAGCAUUGAUGCUCUGCCCCCUUUGCCACGCCAGCUGUCCAGUGACCCCACGCAUCAAAAUCAACUUAACCCCCUCACCUUUGCCUCACAUACUCACAGAGCUGUUCCAUUCCAUUCAUCUAAAGUCCAGUCAUCGCAGCCUUUAGCCCACUCAAGUGGAUCCUUCAAACAGCAGAGCCCUCAGAAACAGUCCCUUCUCGCUACACUGCAAAAACCAAACGCCAGCCUUUCUCUUAAAACCAACGGGCUUCACAGUGCCAGCCCAAAGAGCCCCAAGUCUUCCAACAACCUCAGCUCCUUGAUCCAAGAACCAGACCUCAACAGCCCUCCAGCUCAAAAGGUCAACCAAAAGAAGAAGAAGAAGAAGAAGAAAAGGAAGCGGCGACAUUCUGAGGUGGAGGGAGACGCAGAGCCAGUCUCAUCCCCGGCUACAGCGACACAGUUCAACCUCGUGGAAUCAGUUAGUGAGAAAAAGAGGAAGAAGAAAAAGAAAAAGCGAAAGAGGGAGAAUGAGGAUGGAGAGAAAACGAAGGAGAGGGAGUGUGUCCCGUCUCAUCUGGACACAUCAAACCAGGAAGAGGAUUGGUGUCAGGGUGGCAUAUGGAGUCUUACAUCCCAUCCAGAUACAGAACAGUGUAAGCAAAAGCUUCAGUUAGCUGCCACAGGCCCACCACAGUGUGAGUCCAAUCAGAACAAACAGGGAAGGGACUCUGUAAAGCUGAAGAAGAAGAAGAAGAAAAAGAAGAUGCAACUGGUGGAGGCUCUGCAAGACACAACUUCAACAUGCUCUGCAUCAGAAAGCACCUUUGAGAUGAAGGCCACAGAAGCCGGUCAGAAUGAUACAGGAGAUUUGAUAAUGUUGAAAAAGAAAUUAAAGAGGAAGAAGAAGAGGCUAAAAGAAGAGGUGAAACUGUGGGAGGAGAGCAGGCGAUGCUCAGAUGGGCGGAACGAUGAGCUUGAAGCAGUGGAGCCCACCACCAAAAAGAACACCACAGAGAACGGCAAAAUAAGUAAACAAGGCACAGCCACAGUGGUAGUGUGGGACAGCCAAGUGAAGGACGGCUACAAACGCAACCAGGCGCCAGCGGCUGAUGCAAAUGCGUCAGGAGACACCCCAACCCGUGAUGCUCCUUUAUCCUGGGAUGGGAAAAAGACAAGUGGGGUGGUAGAGGAGCUGCUCAGGAACGCCACAGAUAAGGCCUACGGAGCCAACGUCCUCAGUUGGGAUGGAGAGGUCUCUGCUAUUAGUAGAGAUGCUGCUGAAGAUGUCCGCCAUGCUAAGUGUGACACUGUGAUCGAUGAGUGGGAUGAAGACUUUGACAGGGGAAAGGUGAAAAAAAUGAAAAACUAUAAAAGAGAGAAGUGGAGAAGUGGCAGCAGCAUCUUCCAGAAGAUCCAGGACAGGCGGAACAAGUGGUCUGUAACACCCGGAGGGAAGAGAGUUUUUGGAGUCCGUCGCUGAGAGUCCAAAUUACUGUUGAGGUCAUGCUGACAGGAAAUCGAGACAAACAAUACUGUAUACCAAACGUCUGUACUUUUUCUCACUCUUUAGUUUGUUUUUUUUUUUAAAUCUCUCUGUCUUGUGUUAAGUCUAGACCCAAAUUCCUGAAUUAGAUAUGAGCCAAAAGCAGCACAGACUACACUGACAGUCUGACUGACAGCCCCUCCAAUCUCAAUUUUAAACGAACAUAAUAUGUUGUCUCCAGGCUUCAGUAACAUUGGCCAGUAGGAUUUGACUCAUAUUGACUCAUUGAACUCAUAUCCCCUUUUUAAUUCAAAUACAGCAGUGAGUGACUCAAGCUUUUCUAUGCAGGCAGUAUUUAACAGAAACUUACACCUCCAUGUCAAAUGAAUUACUGUAUGUUGGCAUCCUUUGAGCCUUGGUUUUUGACCCAACAAUCUUGAGCUACUACGAAAUUAAAUAGUUUACCAUAUUUGAGAAGGUUAGGUUAAGAAUGAGGAAGUAUAUCUGCAAUACUGUAGCUGUCUUGUGUUGAAAACUGUACACAAUCUUAGAGCAUACAUUUGCAGACAAAAGGGCUCAGUAAGUUGAACAUUAACAUUUUUUUUUUUUUUACCCUUCUCCUGAAAUUAUUCUAUACCAAAUUACAAAGAUCCAAAAUUGUUUAUUCAUUAAAACAUAUAUUAUUAUUUUAGAUUUCUGUAUACUUUUCUUAUUUUAUACCUUCAUCUGCCGUCAUUUUAUUUUGCUGCAGUGUCUGUGCCAUGUGGCUUGUUUUUAAGGACCAGAUUUUGCCUGCAUAUUGUUGGUAAAAUGAAGGUUUAAAAUUGCCACCAUUUUUUAAACAUGCAUGUCUAAACUGGUUGAAGAAUUUACUAUGGUGAAUUUUGAUUUUAAUUCUGCUAUCUUCUUAUGUACCCUUUUUUUGUUCCUCAACAAAUGCAUUUUAUUUCAGAUUUAAUGUUAACACAUUGUAUUCCACAAAAGAAUGCUCUGCUGAUUUGUAUAAACAGUUUAACUGUUUGUGGAAGUGUGGACAUUGACAAACAAUACAUUGAACGCUGUAAGUUUCAUCAUAUCUGAAUGUUUACCUGGACAUUAUUGUUUUCUGACACCUCACAGUGCAAAGUGCAUUUGCAGACUAGAGAUCGGGGGUUUUUGGAGGAACUCAGAUGGGAGGAGUUGUUUCCUACUGUGCAGCUAUUUAACUGUGUAGCUCACCUCAUCAGUCCAACGUUCAGAAAGCUCUCAGUCUGGAGAUUUGACCUUUCCAUUCUCUGUAACAAACCUCGCCACCAACUGUUCUUUACCAAUGUACUGAAAUAAAAGGGUUACAUUUUAUACUAAAGGCACUGUGUUAGAAUGGGACUGCCACAUGCUAAUAAUUUCUUUCCCCCUUGUAUCUUAUAUCUCUAUGCAAUUUUCUGACGGUCAUGCUGGUCAUCUAGAAACUGGGCUAAGACUCAGGAACCCAGACAUCCUGUAUCCUGUCCUCGACUCUGAUCAGACUCCCCCGUUUCAUAUCAGAGUAGUCCCUCACCCUGGACAACCAUUUUGCAUCCUGUACAUCCUGUAGAAACUGUUUUAUACAAAGUACUUCAGGUGUUGAAACAAUGGGAUCAUCUUGCACCAAUUCUGGCACAGAUGCAUAGAGAAACUAACGUUAUAACAAAAUGCUUUGCCAAUGUAGAAGAUUGUACAGUCCAUCUUGUGCUACCUGUUACCCUCCAACGCUGUAAAGAUUUGCCCUUGCAUUUCUUUUCAUUCUAGAGAUGUUGCCUUGAAUUGGCUAUAAAAAAGCAUAGGAUUUAAUGUUAUAAACAUAUAAUUUAAAGAAGAAAAGACAGAUCUUUUAAUGUGCUACUAAUACUCAGAUCAGUUGGUGGAUGUUAACUUGAGAAUUAAUCUGCAAAUGUGUUAGUUCAUUUGUGUAUAAGAGAGUUUUCACGCAAGACCUUCCCUAUGUCACUGUAGUGUGUACAGUACAAGAGAGGCUACGGCAGUCUAAUUUCCAUAGGUUGUGUUUGUCGGCUGUGAAAUCAACGUAGGGUGUGACUCUCAAACUGACACAGAGGAACAUUUACCAAUGUGAAUGGACAGUCGACAUGUUUGCAUUGAUGGUUCUAUAUUUCGCACCACCUUUUCUGACCAGGGAAGAGACCUUUCAUAAUGAAAGUGGCUCUUACCACACUAUAGUUAACUAUAAAGGUGCAAUAAAGUUGUGACUUUUGUGA
Molecule: messenger RNA, 7356 nt
Organism: Siniperca chuatsi (mandarin fish)
Lineage: Eukaryota; Metazoa; Chordata; Actinopteri; Centrarchiformes; Sinipercidae
Gene: usp36
Product: ubiquitin specific peptidase 36
Exons: 20
Coding region: 1649-5122 (1157 amino acids)
Biological process (GO): regulation of apoptotic process; protein deubiquitination
Cellular component (GO): cytosol; nucleus
Molecular function (GO): cysteine-type endopeptidase activity; cysteine-type deubiquitinase activity
Source: RefSeq, a predicted model, not a curated record